AUGAAGAAAAUGGCUAAGCAAAAUUCUCCAUCAUUAGUUGAAGUUGUAAAACAAGUAGCAGAACAGCAACAUUCACAAGCAUCAGAAAUAGAAAAAAGCAAAAUAGUUCUUUCUCAGUUACAGGCUGAGCUUCAAGAACUUGAAAAACAAAUGGAGUCUGCUUUAUUAGAAACAAAGGCAACAGAAAGGCAAAUUUAUCAGCAAGAUGAUGACAUAGAAACUACAAAAUGUCACUGUGAAAGUCUGGAGUCCCAAGUCAGAUUCCUGUAUGCUGAAAAGAUAAGGCUGAAACUUGACACAGAAGCAGCUCAAGAAGAAUUUGAGAUGAUGCUUGCAAGAAAUAGUGCAUAUCAUGAGAAAAUAAUGGCUCAUAAAGAGCGUUAUUGGGAAGCAGAAAGCAAAAUGCCAGUUAUGCUCGAACUUGCUAAAAAACGAGACAUGGUUAAAGAGCUAAAGACAAAGAAAGAAGAAUUAAUGAAUGAUCUCCAGAAUCCUGAAGGACAAGUUAUAAAACAAGUGCAGGAAGAAAUCACACAUUUAAUAAAGGAAGUUACUAUGGUAAAAGAGUCAAUCGAUGAAAAGAAAAAAUUGCUUGAAGAAGAGAAAAAAGUGCAUGCUAACCUUAGAAAAGAGAUUGAGGUACAGAAUAAAAGAUGUGAUGCUAUUCUAAAACGUUUGCAUUGUCAACUGAACAAACUCCAGUCGAACAGAAGACAGUGGCACUGGAACAUUCAACAGAUGGAAAAAAAGGCAGCUGAACUACGAAAGAGUAUUGGAGCAAUAGAGUGAUAUAUAGUACAGUAUAAUACAAUGCUCAGCAAUUUAUAACAUAUGUCAUCCUUUAUAUAUAACAGGUGGUUGUUGGAAAUAAUCCCUUGA
This is a messenger RNA of Dermochelys coriacea (leatherback sea turtle), 879 nucleotides long. It is a transcript of the gene CCDC122, whose product is annotated as coiled-coil domain containing 122. The record is from RefSeq and is a predicted model, not a curated record. NCBI's taxonomy places the organism in Eukaryota, Metazoa, Chordata, Testudines, Dermochelyidae. The transcript has 5 exons. Bases 1 to 789 code for a protein of 262 amino acids.